Molecule: messenger RNA, 1023 nt
Organism: Carlito syrichta (Philippine tarsier)
Lineage: Eukaryota; Metazoa; Chordata; Mammalia; Primates; Tarsiidae
Gene: CIAO2A
Product: family with sequence similarity 96 member A
Exons: 5
Coding region: 170-652 (160 amino acids)
Source: RefSeq, a predicted model, not a curated record
UUCCCUGGGUUCUCCGCGCCACUCCGUCCGGUCCCGCCUAUUCUCCACUCCCCUGAAGCUUUAGGCUUGCCUCGGCCCCUGGGAAGACCAGGAAGUUGAUGAAUUCCGAGGCCGGCUGCUGAGACGGUGGCGCGGGUGGGACAGUCGCCAGGGAUGGCGGAGCGGGAAGAUGGAGCGCGUGUCCGGGCUGCUCUCCUGGACGCUGAGCAGAGUCCUGUGGCUCUCGGGCCUCUCUGAGCGGGGAGCUGCCCGGCAGCCCCGGAUCAUGGAAGAGAAAGCGCUAGAGGUUUAUGAUUUGAUUAGAACUAUCCGGGACCCAGAAAAGCCCAAUACUUUAGAAGAACUGGAAGUGGUAACAGAAAGUUGUGUGGAGGUUCAAGAGAUAAAUGAAGAAGACUAUCUGGUUAUUAUAAGGUUUACGCCGACAGUACCUCAUUGCUCUUUGGCGACUCUUAUUGGACUGUGCUUAAGAGUAAAACUUCAGCGGUGUUUACCAUUUAAACAUAAGUUGGAAAUAUACAUUUCUGAAGGAACCCACUCAACAGAAGAAGACAUCAAUAAGCAGAUAAAUGACAAAGAACGAGUGGCAGCGGCAAUGGAAAACCCCAGCUUAAGGGAAAUUGUGGAGCAGUGUGUCCUUGAACCUGACUGAUGGCUGUUUUAAGAACCACGGAACUGUAAUUGCUUGAUAUCUUUGUUUAAACUCUUUGUAUAAUGUCAAAGACUCCUGUUUAAUAAAUAGGUGGUUUGUACCUCAAAGCAUUUUUUAAAAGGCUUAUUUCCAAGCAAGAUUUAAUGAUAAGGCAGUACCUAAUUUGUUCAAUGUAUAACAUUCUCAGGAUUUGUAACAUUUAAAUGGUCAGAGAGAAUAAUAUUUUCUAGUUAUGUGUGAGAUGGGUUGCUAUUUUUCUGAUGCCUAUUCUGAUGCAACUACUUUUCAUGUCAAAUAUCUACUGUGCCCAGAUAUAUUCAAUUUAAAUCAUUACUCUGUAAAAUAAAGACAACAGAUGAUUCUUACAGUGA